GUUACGUUGGUCGCCAAUCAGCUGACUGAGCACACACAAUUUGUAGUAUGACAUAAUAUUCGGGCGGCCGUACGUCGUCCUCCCAAUCAUCACCACACCUCGCUUCAUCAUUUAAGCUUGGCGAGUUGUGCUCUCCAGAUUUGGAUGAACUUAGCUAGCUCGCCUCACACACAGCCACAUACGAUACGACAACAAUGGAGCAAGCAGCCAGCAGCGCGCAGGAGGAUCUCAGCCUCGAGCUCACCAUGGCCUUUGCCAUGUGCGUGGCGCCAGCCGCGCCCCGCCAGGGCUUCUUCCUGUGCGUCUACUGUGACCGCAAGUUCGGCAACGCGCAGGCGCUCGGGGGUCACCAGAACGCGCAUAAGCAAGAGCGUGCCGUCGCCAAGCUCCGCCGGGACGCGUGGAGGGCUGCUGCCAUUUCUCGGAUCUCCGGGGAGCCUGCAGCAGGCUCCGUGGCGUACAAGCGCGGCAGGAGCUCAUUGGAGCGCGGCCACGAGCUGGACUUGUCUCUCCGGCUGUAACCGGUUGCCAGAUCGAUCAAACCCUUUCAGUAUCCAUGGUCCGCACCCCUUUCCAGUGCUAGGUAUGUUAGAGUGUAGCUACAACCAUUUGCUUCAAGGUCCUGCCGUGUAUGCGUUGGAUUCAUGUCAGCGCUCUUGUAGUUUAUUGGACAU
This is a messenger RNA of Triticum urartu, 674 nucleotides long. NCBI's taxonomy places the organism in Eukaryota, Viridiplantae, Streptophyta, Magnoliopsida, Poales, Poaceae. The record is from RefSeq and is a predicted model, not a curated record.